Messenger RNA from Arabidopsis lyrata subsp. lyrata, 710 nucleotides. Its product is annotated as bidirectional sugar transporter SWEET9. Lineage: Eukaryota; Viridiplantae; Streptophyta; Magnoliopsida; Brassicales; Brassicaceae. The transcript has 4 exons. The annotation marks the transcript as partial. The record is from RefSeq and is a predicted model, not a curated record. Gene Ontology annotation, molecular function: sugar transmembrane transporter activity. Gene Ontology annotation, cellular component: membrane. Gene Ontology annotation, biological process: carbohydrate transport.
GGAUGUUUCAUUGAAAUCUCCUACCUGUUUCUCUAUAUCAUUUAUGCACCAAGAGAGGCCAAGAUAUCCACGUUGAAGUUGAUAGUGAUAUGCAACAUCGGUGGACUUGGUCUCUUAAUUCUUCUAGUCAAUCUCUUGGUUCCAAAACAACACCGUGUCUCGACCGUUGGAUGGGUUUGUGCUGCUUACAGUCUCGCCGUCUUUGCUUCUCCCUUAAGCGUCAUGAGGAAGGUUAUAAAGACAAAAAGUGUGGAGUACAUGCCGUUUCUUCUCUCCUUGUCUCUCACUCUUAACGCCGUCAUGUGGUUCUUUUAUGGACUUCUUAUCAAAGACAAGUUCAUCGCUAUGCCAAACAUUCUCGGUUUUCUAUUCGGUGUAGCUCAGAUGAUACUAUACAUGAUGUAUCAAGGUUCCACGAAAACGGAUUUGCCAACAGAGAACCAACUUGCAAAUAAAACCGAUGUAAACGAAGUGCCGAUCGUGGCCGUUGAAUUGCCUGAUGUGAGAUCAGACAAUGUUGAAGGAUCGGCUAGGCCAAUGAAGUGAAGGGAAAACAUGCAUGGCGAAGAUACAUGGGAGAUGUUAUCGUAUGAUUGAAGAAUAAACGUUAAUUUCUAUGUUCUGUCAGUUUGAGUUGGUCUAACCAAACCAAUGUUAUAAUUGUUUUGAUCAUCACCAAACCUUGAUAAAUGAUAAUUUAGUAUUAACUA